This is a messenger RNA of Ilex paraguariensis (yerba mate), 1972 nucleotides long. The record is from the annotation of a GenBank genome assembly. Lineage: Eukaryota; Viridiplantae; Streptophyta; Magnoliopsida; Aquifoliales; Aquifoliaceae.
UCGGUCACUCUUCUGCCUAAGCCUCCCUUGUCCACUCUCUCUCUCUCUGGAUCUUUCUAGGGUUUCAAAUUGUUGGACAGCGAGAUUCCAGUAGCCAAAAACAUAUACAGGUAACUCGGGAAGUAUGAACAAUUUUGAACACAGAGAAAUCAACAAUGGGGAAGGGAAAAGAUAUACUCGGGAAGAAGAAAUAGAAGAAGACGAAGAAGAUGAAGAUGAGGGAAACGGGAGAGGUCUUGAUGCAUGGGAGAGAGCUUAUGCAGACGAGAGAUCAUGGGAAUCCCUACAAGAGGAUGAAUCAGGACUCCUUCGUCCUAUUGACAACAAAACCCUCUACCAUGCUCAGUAUCGUAGGCGCCUGCGUUCCCUCUCAUCCACUGCAAGAGCUGCUCGAAUUCAGAAAGGCCUCAUUCGCUAUCUCUACGUUGUCAUUGAUCUAUCGCGGGCAGCGGGAGAGAUGGAUUUCCGACCAAGCCGAAUGGUCGUGGUUGCAAAACAAGUUGAGGCUUUCAUUAGGGAAUUCUUUGAUCAGAAUCCACUGAGCCAAAUUGGCCUUGUAACUAUAAAAGAUGGGGUUGCUCAAUGCUUAACGGAUCUUGGUGGCAGUCCCGAGUCUCAUAUCAAAGCCUUGAUGGGUAAGUUGGAGUGCUCAGGUGAUUCCUCCAUUCAGAAUGCCCUAGAUCUUGUUCACGACUAUCUUAAUCAAAUCCCGUCAUAUGGUCACCGUGAAGUUCUGAUCUUGUAUUCGGCUCUUAGUACCUGUGAUCCGGGUGAUAUAAUGGAGACUAUCCAGAAAUGCAAGAGAUCUAAAGUUAGGUGUUCAGUUAUUGGUCUCUCCGCAGAACUCUAUAUAUGCAAACAUCUAUGCCAAGAAACUGGUGGAUCGUAUUCUGUUGCAUUGGAUGAGCCUCACUUAAAAGAACUAGUGCUCGAGCAUGCACCACCACCUCCAGCAAUAGCAGAAUUUGCAAUUGCAAAUUUGAUCAAGAUGGGAUUCCCACAAAGAGCAGCAGAGGGUGUUAUCUCAAUUUGUUCGUGUCAUAAAGAGGCUAAGGUUGGUGGGGGCUACACUUGUCCAAGAUGCAAAGCACGAGUUUGUGAGUUGCCUACUGAAUGUCGUAUUUGUGGGCUUACCCUUGUUUCUUCUCCCCAUUUGGCAAGAUCAUACCACCAUCUUUUUCCCAUAACACCGUUUGAUGAUGUGUCACACUCACGUCUGAGUAAUUCCCGUCAAAAGAGACCAAUAACUUGUUUUGGUUGCCAACUAAGUCUCCUGAAUCAGGUAAACAUGCCCAGCCCUUGUGUUGUUUGCCCGAAAUGCAAGCAAUACUUUUGCCUUGAUUGUGACAUUUACAUUCAUGAGAGCUUGCACAAUUGUCCGGGUUGUGACAGCUUCAGGCAGUCUAUGUCGAGUAGCAGAACCGAAGAAUGACAAACAUAUUGAUUUGUUUCUACAAGAUCUAAAUGGUUCCCGGAGAUUUCCACAUUAUUUUCCACCACUCAGAAAGUCCCGUUCCCUUUAAGUCAUUUCUUGAUCAGAAGCAAGCACAAGCUCAGACAUUCAGAGGAACUACGGCCUCCAUACAAAAGCAAAUAUGGGUUAGAUUAUGAAGCAACAAUUAUUGCUUAGUGCAUGAGUUUUGGACUGAAUCAAUGCAUUUGGGCAACUAGUUCUUGGGGUGAUAUCAAGUUGAAAUGGGCCCACACUGACACAUUCUGGAUCCAGCCCUUUGGAGGACUGCGUUAAACUAUGGUAUGUGUUGGAUGUUUAAAUUUUUGUUAGUGUUAUAACCUCUUUGUGUAUACUUGAGAAAAGGAAAAGAAAGGAGGGAGGGAGAGACUUGAUCCAUUUCUGCUCACUCGCCAUCCUCUGUUGAGAUUCUUGGUUAAUUUGACGCCUAGAGACGUGAAUAAUUUUUUUGGUAUUUUAUUGUUCUCUUUGUAAAUUAUUAAAGAAAAAAUUUUCUUUAUA